AUGGCCAGUCAGCCGCCAGAAGAGGCGGCCGAGUCUCAGGUCUCAGAUGAGCUGGAGUGUAAGAUUUGCUACAACCGGUACAACCUGAAACAGAGGAAGCCCAAGGUGCUGGAGUGCUGCCACCGCGUGUGUGCCAAAUGCCUGUGCAAGAUCAUCGACCUCGGGGACUCCCCGCACGGCGUCAUCGUCUGCCCUUUCUGCAGGUUCGAGACAUGCCUGCCGGAUGAUGAAGUCAGCAGCCUGCCCGACGACAACAACAUCCUGCUGAACCUGACCUGCAGCGGUGGCAAAGGCAAGAAGUGCCUGCCUGAGAACCCCACCGAGCUGUUGCUGACCCCCAAGCGGCUGGCCUCGCUGGUCAGCCCUUCCCACGCGUCCUCCAACUGCCUGGUCAUCACCAUCAUGGAGGUGCAGCGGGAGAGCUCGCCCUCGCUCAGCUCCACGCCCGUGGUCGAGUUCUACCGGCCCUCCAGCUUCGACUCGGUGACCACCGCCGUGUCGCACAACUGGACCAUGUGGAACUGCACGUCCCUGGUCUUUCAGACGUCCAUCCGGGUGCUGGUGUGGUUGCUGGGCUUGCUGUACUUCAGCUCGCUGCCCUUGGGCAUCUACUUACUGGUCUCCAAGAAGGUCACGCUGGGGGUUGUCUUUGUCAGCCUGGUCCCCUCCAGCCUUGUCAUCCUGAUGGUGUACGGCUUCUGCCAGUGCGUCUGCCACGAAUUCCUAGACUGUCUGGCACCAUCCUCUUAA
This is a messenger RNA of Budorcas taxicolor (takin), 750 nucleotides long. RefSeq names its product ring finger protein 182 (gene RNF182). Bases 1 to 750 code for a protein of 249 amino acids. The transcript has a single exon. The record is from RefSeq and is a predicted model, not a curated record. NCBI's taxonomy places the organism in Eukaryota, Metazoa, Chordata, Mammalia, Artiodactyla, Bovidae.